This is a messenger RNA of Drosophila eugracilis, 1930 nucleotides long. RefSeq names its product SET domain-containing protein SmydA-8 (gene SmydA-5). The transcript is spliced from 2 exons. Bases 227 to 1888 code for a protein of 553 amino acids. The record is from RefSeq and is a predicted model, not a curated record. NCBI's taxonomy places the organism in Eukaryota, Metazoa, Arthropoda, Insecta, Diptera, Drosophilidae. Gene Ontology annotation, molecular function: protein binding.
ACUUUAUAAUAAUAGUAAACAGAGAGCAGUGCGAGGCAGCUAGUUCUAAGAGAGAUAUAUUAGUACUCUUGGCUGAAACCAAGAGAUGAUCAUUUGGAAAAUCGUGCUAAAAAUAAGCGCGCAGUCGCCGGCAUGCUGAAAUCAACCUAGUCAAAAAUAAAAUUUGCUUUGCCGACGUAACAUUGUGCUGCACUUUCCCAGUGGACAAAAUAUAUAUUCAGGAAAUAUGGGGUCGAGUGCGGAUUGUCCUGUUUGCGGUAUGGCUGCCUCUCAAGCUUGUAGCAGGUGUAAGAUGGUGCGUUACUGCGACCAAGAGCACCAGAAGCAACACUGGCCGCAGCAUAAGCGCAGCUGUAGACCAUUUAGAGAGAAGCAGGAUGCUCAGCUGGGUAGGUUUCUUAUGGCUACCCAGGAUAUUGCCGCUAGACAAGUAGUGUUCAUCGAGGAGCCCCUGGUGGUUGGUCCCAAGUGGCACCUCUCCGACGCAGAAAAGGAAGCCUCGAUUUUUUUGUGUGUGGGCUGUUACACGCCAUGCCGUCUGGGCAAGUACCAGUGUCGAAGAUGCCUAUGGCCAAUCUGCAGUUCCGGGUGUGCACACGAGGCCCUGGAAUGCAGUGUGCUUAGUCUUGGAUCAGGUUCACCUGCUCGGGUCGAUAUCCGCACUUUGAACGAUUAUUUUAGGGGCGAUGCCCUUUUGGUGCUCAAGUGCCUUCUGCUGCAGCGACAGUGUCCAGCGAAAUGGGCUUCCCUCCUGGAGAUGCAGUCCCACGAGGAGGAGCGAAUGGGCACCGAAUUGCAUGAGGAGGCUGAAAAGAGGGUGGUAAGUUACCUGCAGCAGCGGUUUCUACGUAGGCUAAAGCAAACCAAGCCGAACCUAUUGCACGAUUGCGGACCGGAGUUGCUGCAUCGCUUGUGCGGCAUCAUCGAAACAAACUUCAUGGUCAUAGAACUGCCGUCCGGAGUGGAAUUGAGCGGGUUGUUUCGUCAGGCGUGUAUGAUGGAGCAUGCCUGUCAGCCCAACUGCGACUUUCAAUUCGAUCCGAAAACACAGCAGAUUACAGUGCGAGCUGGCUGCGACCUGCGGAAAGGCGACCACCUACGUAUCACAUACACCAACAUCCUAUGGGGUACUCAGCUCCGCCAAUACCAUCUCCGCCUGACAAAGCAUUUUAGCUGCCGCUGCAGCCGUUGCCUUGAUCCAACGGAAUAUGGGACUUAUAUAAGUGCAUUGGCAUGUCUGGGGGAUGUAAACCAGACCUGUGUUGGCAGACAUCUGCCAGUGGAUCCGCUGGACGAGAACACACAGUGGAAGUGCGAUUCUUGUCCAAUGCUGGUGGAUGGGACAUACGUGGCCGAGCUUCAGACCCAUAUUACAGAGGAGGUGGACGGUCUAAUGGCGGGUUGUCCUUCUGCGAAUCAAGUUGAACUGCUUCUAGCCCGACUAAGCCAGAUGUUGCAUCCAAACCACUUUCACACGUUCAACUUAAAACACACGUUGAUCCAGUUGUAUGGGAACGAAGCUGGAUUAGAAUUGAGUGGUCUCAGUAAUGUUCAACUGGAUAGGAAGCUGCGUCUCUGCGAUGAACUGUACAACGUAUGCCGGCGUCUGGAUCCACACAGUAUCAAACUCGCUAUUUACGUAACGGUCAUUCUUAUCGAGAUUGCCCACACGUUGGAGGAGCAAGCACGAAGACGUUCAGGAGAGGGAAAGAUGCUUCUGGAAUUAGCACAGGUCCGUCUGAAAGAAGCUGAGGUGGUCAUGAAUAAGGAGCAGGAUUCUGUAGCCUGCAAAAAGCUGAAAGACAAGCUGCAGAAAGAGAUAUUUGAGUGUGAGAAACAAAUUAUGAUCCUUCCCUACAAUCAAAAACGAGACAAUGGUAAAAAAUAAUUUUUUAUUUUACGAAAAACUACAACAAAAAAACACGGAAAA